AUGACUGAUAGCCACAUGUGCGCUGCAUCCUCGGAGCCUCUUUGGGCUGGGGGAGGCACAGAGGCACCCCCAGGACCCUGGACAUCACAUCGGCCAGAUGGAUGCAGCCGGAUGGACGGUAAAGUAGAAUACCUGGUGAAGUGGAAAGGAUGGCCCCCAAAAUACAGCACAUGGGAGCCAGAGGAUCAUAUCUUGGACCCUCGCCUGGUAGUGGCUUACGAAGAAAAGGAAGAGAGAGACCGUGCAUCAGGGUACAGGAAAAGAGGUCCCAAACCAAAGCGCCUCCUACUGCAGCGGCUGUAUGGCAUGGACUUGAGGAGUGCUCACAAGGGAAAGGAGAAGCUGUGCUUCUCUCUUGCACGGAGGUUUGGAGGAGGAGACAGUAGCCUGCCAGGGGCCAAGACAGGGCAGGCAGAGUUCCCCGAGAAGACUGGGGGUGCAGUCCUGCCAUUCUCUCUCCGGAAGCAACGCAAAAACCAGAAGUACCUGCGACUGUCAAGGAAGAAGUUCCCGCGCAUGGCGAGUCUGGAGAACCGAAACUGCAGGCAUGAGUUCUUCCUGAACGAUGCAGUGGGCCUGGAGGCCAGGCAGAGCCCUGAGGACUGGGAGGCCACGCAGCACACCAGCAAAGAAGCAGAUGUGGAUGCCAGUCUCCCUUGGAUCCCCACUGUGCCCCCCAGUGAAGUGACAGUGACAGACAUCACAGCAAACUCCAUUACCGUCACUUUCAGAGAAGCACAAGUGGCUGAGGGCUUCUUUCGAGACCGGAGUGCACAGUUCUGAAUCUCUGUUUGCAGUGCUCCCCCAAAUCAGUGCUUUUAGGGUGGGGCUAGGGAAGGGUUACGUUAUCCCUUAAGAGAAAAAAAAUCCAAAAUCUCUCCUCUAAAAAUGUUUACAGAGACCUUUUUUUUUUUCCCCUCCUUUUUCCCCUUUCAGAUACGCAAAAAAAGGGCAGUGUAGGGGGUGUGUGUUUGUCAUUGCUUUGUCCAGCUGAAAAACUGACAGCCCUUUCCCUGGCAAAGACUCCCCUCCUUGAUGUGAAAGCGAGCCGAACAAUUCGCCUUUUAUACUGUUAAGUGGCAGCAGCUGCAUUUGUGGGGAGAGGGCAUGCGGAGGUGGAAAGAGAGCUGAAUCUCUAGCCUGCUGCCUUGUUCUGCAAUUGAUAUCCCUCAGAUAAAGAUACAUCUCUGUACUGCUCUUCCCACCUUCCUCCUCCCUCUCUUCCUGCAGCAGUGAGAGGCGACGGAUCCUACCUGUGUAGAUAACUCCAGCCUGUUAAGACUUUCUCUCCAGUGCUGUUUUCCCUGUGGCCUGUUGUCAGGACUUCAGAAGCGUAUUUGCCUGUCUGUGGUAAGUCAGUCUUUGCAGCACGGGUCCGUAUAGACAGCAGAGCUUUCUCCCUCUGAUUGCUGAUUGUGUGGAAAGGCUGAAAUGCAUCUCUGAAAUCCAAACUGGCAACAUAAAUUCAAUUUGCCCUCAUUAAAAGCUCAGAAAGCCGGCAUAGUUGAGACACAUCAUCCUGUGUAUGCUAAACAGGAUUUCCAGGCUUGGCUCUGCUGUGUGAGGAAUGCGUUAUGGAAAGUGGGGGUCUUCUUACCCUUUGCCAAAUUCAGCAUUAAUAACAAAUCCUGCCCUGAAUCUGUGGUAAUAAGUUGGUUGAAAACUGACUCCUCUCCCCUGGGAGGAGGGACUAGUAGGACAAUUGAAGCAUUGCCUGGCACUGCAGAGAUAUCCAAGAUACUGGCACAGGCCCAGGACACAGGAAUUGGACAGAACUGAGCUAGAAAUGGACCUUGAUUAGUAGCAAAUUCUGUUCUUGGAUCCCAUAGAGAGAUCCAAAAUAAACAACAUGUGGGGAAGGCAUGUAUUCGAUUUGAGGAGGGGAAAAAUUCCUAAUUCUUAGCAAUGAGAAUUCUUGGAUUGUGCUGCCUGAGUGAUACUCUUCCAUGUCUCCAGUAUCCUCACAGUAUCUGUGAUCCUGUACUACUUUACUGAUAGGAACUUCCCCCUGGAAGGCUUAAAAAUCUUUGCCAAGGAAAGUGGUCUGCAUUUCAAUAGACCUGCCUGAUCUUGCACUUAAAAAUGCCUUGUGCUGGACUGCCUGUGACACUUUGAGGUUUUUGAAGAAUUGCUGUAUUUUGAAUUGGUAGUUUAGCAUAGCAUCUGUUCUUGCACAUGCAUGUUCUCUUCCAUUUUUAAAAGCAAAUUUUAUUUAAAUAACUUAAUUUUUAAAAUAUAGACCUUUUCCAAUGGGAAGCAAGAAAAGUAAGGUAGUCUAAAGUGGGAACUGCAGGGCAGAGUGCUGCAGGGUAACAUUGGCUACUGUCAUGAUUACUGUCCUCAAAUUCUGUUUCCUUACUCCACCCCACCUGAAGCAUCUCUUAUCUGCUGUAUUUAUUCAAAAUGAAGCCAUGAGCCUUCUUAGCUCUGAGAUAAAGACACCUGUGGAAAUCCUCAGUGUGUUUGUUUGAGGGGCUUGGCUCCUGGCCUGCAGAAUUUGGGAGCUCUAGGGUUUCUGGUCCUCCAAACAUCUACUUAUUAUAAAGUGCUUGGGCUACCACUGUGGGAUUUCACUCAAAGCAGUUUUUACCUCAUUUAGGAUAUGGAAGCUCAGUGCAGAUUUAGGAUUUCCCCUUCCAUCUCAGAGCUGUUGGAACAGGUCUGUCUUUCAUGCCAUCAGAACAGUUUCAGGAUCGCUGGGAAGAUCUUGAAUUUCUGGACUGACCUUUUGUCUCUCAAAGGAGUAAGAUGGGAGUUUUAUUAUGGAGAAAUCUGAGAGGGUGAGAAGUGGAAGGUGGGGGGGAAUUAUGUGGUGGGAGGAAGAGUGAGUGGAAAAGAAGCUUGCAAUAGCUAGCAAGGGCAAGCUGAUGAGGUAAGCGUGCAGGCGCAGGAUGUUUGUUGAACGUGGGUGUCCAGAGCGAGGCUUCUGUGUCUGGAGUUGCACCCUUUUUUGCAGGAUGUGGGGUCAGACAGUGUUGUUACCAUCACCCACACACCCCCUCUUCCUGACAUCUGCCAAAUAUGCUCAAUACCUGCAUCUCUCUUCUGUUGUGACCAGUGGACACACCACAUGGCCAAGUCCACUCUUGUAGGUUGGAGCAGGUAGUGAUGGUUGCAGAAGCAUAGUUUUCUAGCUUAUUUUAAAAAUAAGUCUUGAACUGCAGCUCAUCCUGCUAAAUCUUCGUGGCAUUUAUAGGAUCUGGUUUCUUUAUUCUAAUGCAGCAACUGCCUCCUUUGUCAUGUCUUCAUCUCAGUGUACAAAUGCACCAAAAAAAGCUUCCUAUUUACUAAGUUCCUGGGUUUGGCUGACAUUGGAAGCAAUAUCAAUCCUGCAGCAGGAAAGAACUUGUCCUAAUAAACUAGAUUUCCAUCCUCUGGUUUUCUCUCCACUCUCCAGCUGACACUUCUCAACACUUUGUUUUGGCAUUUUUCAUUAAACAUAUUUUCUUUCUCUUGCAGUGGAGUUUUCAGAGACCUGUGGCGGUCUUUCAAAGAGGAUCCACCCACAGCUUCAUAUCUUAAUCAUUUUUUUGGAUCAGGCUAUCUAGUGUUCUGCUGGUGACUAAUCAUCUUGCUACACGAAGCGUGGAACAAAGUACCUGGCUGCCACGCUGCUUUGUGUCAAUGAGGAGCUAACCAUAGUGGGGUUAAGACACAGCAAGCUGCAUGUGCGUGGGUUUGGAGGGGAGGGUGUGAAGAGGAGUUUGUGGUAGGAAACUAAGCAGUUACUUUGUUGGCGUGGACUUUUUUUUUUUUUGACAUUCAUGAAUUCUCGUUUAUCUCAAAGAACUUUUCACGAAGAUUUUUCUCCUGAUCUUUUUAAGAUGUGGCUCUGUUCCACAUUGUCUGCUGACAUGUCACUGUAAACUUCCUUGGUGGAGCUGGUCUUCAGGGACUUUAAAAUUAGCUUUAUUCCACCUCUGCAGGUGUAGAGAGGGUUUUACUAGUGAUGGAAAGACAGAUUGUCUGGGUUUGUCUCUUCUCCUCAAUAAUGUCCAUCUGCCAGUUCAACCCAAACCCUGGAAGUUGAAUUGGGACCUCCUGUGCUAACAUAUCAUGAAAAUCAGAUGCUGUGUUUGGAUCUUUGUUAAGCAUUCCGUUUGAUUAGAAGAGCCAGAAUAGCAUCCAGCUGAAGCUGAAUUUAAUAAUUCUAUUUGAAGCACAAGCCGAGAAUAGAAAUGGGCUAACUCUCCCAUACCUUGUUUGGCUCCAUGGCUGUAAACAAGAAAAAUAAACUUCAGCCAGUGGAAAUUACUGAACUGUACACAAGAAACAACCUUCUCAGAGAACUACUCUAAUAGUCUUAGAACUGUUUCCCUGUGAAAAUUUACCAGCAGUGUUGGGGGACAGAAGUGUUUAUUUUACAGAUCCUGCAGUGAAUUCACUGUGUAUGUGAUAGACCUGAGGGACUGGAAAGCCUUUUUUGUUAACACCGUGUUUUAAAAAAAAAAUCCACAUGGAAAGGACUGCCUCUGUUCCUGGAUGGUUAUAAACUAGAUGUUUUUGCUCUGAUAUACAAGUGAUGCCUUGGAACAGCAAGUUUUAACAUGUGAAUUGUGGCAUUAAGUAGCCUCCUGCAUGCUCCAUAUUGUCUUGCGUUUGCUUAGGGGCCCUUCUGCUUGUGAAGUCAGACUAAGGUGAUUUUUUUCUCUUUUUCUUUUUUUUUUUCCAAGAAAGAUCAGGAUAUUAUUGUGAGAACACCCAAAAACAGUUCCGUUUGCCAAAAUAAGCCCAAAUUUGUUAGUGAAUUGAGUCUUGUUUAUGUCAGAGCUCAGACAUAGAGAAGCUUAUUGAGAAAUGAAUGGCUGUUUUUGUUAUUAGUGUUGUGAAACUGUCCAGAAUUGUUCUUCUGGUGUUUUGUGACUGGAUGUAUAAAAUUGUUUGUUCACCUCACAGGGGGCCCUUGGUCCCAGUGCUGUUUCAUGCUGUAUGCCAGCUAGUGCUGCUUGAUGGUUUCACUGGAAUGGAGAAGGGAGGCCUCGCACAGGUCAAAAAACAGGCAGGGUAGCUCAGGCAAGUCCCUCCAUGGUAGCCACAACAGAGGCCGGGGUGCGGAAGGCAGUGGGGGCUGCCAGCCACAUCUGUGUAUGAAGCAAAGCAAAGUCUACCACCACCUCUCCACCUCUUCCUCUCCUCUCAAGCUUUGAGCUUUUGUUUUCAGAAGUAGGGAAAGUACAAAAACCUCCUUUUCUAGAGCUAAUUGCUAUCUACCCAUCUUUUGUUCCUGCCUGACUUACCUGCAGCCUAGGAAGAAAAGGGCAGUGGGCCUUUUUGGGAAAAUAAGAGGGAUAUAUACUGGUCAGAGGAGGGAGGGACAGAGUUGCCUGGAGCUGCUCUCACUAGGUGGUUGAGGAGGGGCCUUUUAGUGAGCUGGCUGUUGAGAGAGAAGGUGUGUUAUAAACAAAGAACUUGUAGUGAAAGUGAUCUCUUGCAUCUGUGAGUGGAGUUCUGAAUGGGCCUGCAGAGAGGCGAGUGCUGCAUUUACAUAUCAGUGUUCUGCCAUUUGGGAAUGCAAGGGAGAUGUGUAUGUUGGCAACUUGCAUAGGGUAAUUUCUACAUGAAAAUAUAUAGGAUUGGAACACAUUGCGUUUGCCAUGCCUGUUGUAGAGGUUCUCCCCAAGGGCAUGAUUAACUUGUUUUCAC
Molecule: messenger RNA, 5643 nt
Organism: Ficedula albicollis (Collared flycatcher)
Lineage: Eukaryota; Metazoa; Chordata; Aves; Passeriformes; Muscicapidae
Gene: CBX7
Product: chromobox 7
Exons: 6
Coding region: 1-783 (260 amino acids)
Biological process (GO): negative regulation of transcription by RNA polymerase II
Cellular component (GO): PRC1 complex
Source: RefSeq, a predicted model, not a curated record